Molecule: messenger RNA, 776 nt
Organism: Pieris brassicae (large cabbage white)
Lineage: Eukaryota; Metazoa; Arthropoda; Insecta; Lepidoptera; Pieridae
Product: zinc finger matrin-type protein 2
Exons: 3
Coding region: 136-732 (198 amino acids)
Biological process (GO): mRNA splicing, via spliceosome
Cellular component (GO): spliceosomal complex; U4/U6 x U5 tri-snRNP complex
Molecular function (GO): zinc ion binding; nucleic acid binding
Source: RefSeq, a predicted model, not a curated record
AAAUUGUAAAUACAACUUAAAAGUUGUAGUUAAUUAGUAUCAAAUAUUUUUAUUUACUCUGCAAACGGAAGCAAUAAUUAAAUUGUACGUCCAUAUCUCUACAUUUACAUUUUGCAAAAUAUACAAAAUAACAGGAUGAGUAUGAGGCCAGAUGAUCACCGGAGAAAGUGGGACAAAGAUGAAUUUGAAAAAAUCGCUGCCGAAAGAUUACAAGCAGAAUUAGAGGAAGAAGAGCAGUCAAAGAAAAAAGCACCACCUGUUAAGAGAGAACUUUUGAAGCAACGGGAGUACAAAGUAGAUUUAGAUUCUAAACUAGGAAAAAGUGUAGUAAUUACUAAAAAUACACCAACUGCACAAUCUGGUGGUUAUUACUGUAAUGUCUGUGAUUGUGUUGUUAAGGACUCAAUCAACUUUCUUGAUCACAUCAAUGGCAAGAAACAUCAAAGAAAUCUUGGAAUGUCAAUGAAGAUUGAACGGAGCUCACUAGAUCAGGUAAAAUCGCGGUUUGCACUCAAUAAGCGUAAAUUAGAAGAAAAAAAGAAAGAAUAUGAACUAGACACUCGGCUAAAAGAAGCAGCUGAGGAGGAAGCCAGGCUGAAAGAGUUAAGGCGGGAACGCCGUCGUGAUAAGAAACGCAAGGUACAAGACGAUGACGAUAAUGAAGACGGUCCUGCCCAAUCUGAACUUGCACAGAUUAUGGGAUUCUCAGGAUUUGGCGCGUCAAAAAAGUAGUUAUAGUAUUAGAUUUAUUGUAAUAAUAAAGGUUUUUAUCCACA